This is a messenger RNA of Hordeum vulgare subsp. vulgare (domesticated barley), 2498 nucleotides long. Its product is annotated as pentatricopeptide repeat-containing protein At1g09900-like. Gene Ontology annotation, molecular function: protein binding. The record is from RefSeq and is a predicted model, not a curated record. The transcript has 2 exons. The coding region runs from base 48 to 2057 and encodes 669 amino acids. NCBI's taxonomy places the organism in Eukaryota, Viridiplantae, Streptophyta, Magnoliopsida, Poales, Poaceae.
CCCACACCACACGUCCGCGAGCGCGACGCCGCGACGCUGCCCCAACCAUGGCCACGCUGCUCCCCUCGUUUCCGCACGCCCUCUCCAAGCCCCACCACCUCCACCACCACUCUCACGUCGCCGCCGCCUCCACCAGGCCCGAGGCCCCCAGCCCCGCCUCCGCGGCCCCCGCCAGCUCCCGCCUCCGCCGCCUCAUCGCCCGCGACGACCUCGCCGAGGCCGCGCGCCUCGUCGAGACCUCCUCCUCCCGCGGCGAGGCCCCCGACGUCUACCUCUGCACCAAACUCAUCCGCAACCUCUGCCGCCGCGGCCGCACCUCCGACGCCGCGCGCGUCCUCCGCACCGCCGAGGCCUCCGGCGCCCCGGUCGACGUCUUCGCCUACAACACCCUCGUCGCGGGAUACUGCCGCUACGGCCGCCUCGACGCCGCGCGCCGCCUCAUCGCCUCCAUGCCCGUCCCGCCCGACGCCUACACCUACACGCCCAUCAUCCGGGGCCUCUGCGACCGCGGAAGGGUCGGCGACGCGCUCGCCCUGCUCGACGAUAUGCUCCAGCGCGGCUGCCAGCCCAGCGUCGUCACCUACACCGUCCUCCUCGAGGCCGUGUGCAAGAGCAGCGGCUUCGGGGAGGCCAUGAACGUCCUCGACGAGAUGCGCGCCAAGGGCUGCACGCCCAACAUUGUCACCUACAACGUCAUCAUCAACGGCAUGUGCAGGGAGGGUCGCGUCGACGAUGCCAAGGAGAUCCUGAAUCGGCUCUCGUCUUAUGGGUUCCAGCCCGACAUCGUCAGUUACACCACUGUGCUCAAGGGCUUGUGUGCCGCUAGGCGAUGGGACGACGUCAAGGUGCUCUUUGCUGAGAUGGUGGACAAGAAGUGCGUGCCCAAUGAGGUUACCUUUGACAUGCUAGUCAGAUUCUUCUGUCGUGGAGGUAUGGUGGAGAGGGCAAUCCAAGUUCUUCAGCAAAUGUCACAGCAUGGAUGCACACCCAACACUACCUUGUGCAACAUUGUCAUAAACGCUAUUUGUAAACAGGGUCGUGUGGAUGAUGCCUAUGACUUCUUGAACAACAUGGGCAUGUAUGGGUGCAAUCCUGAUACCAUUAGCUAUACUACUGUGCUAAGGGGCUUGUGUCGCGCCGGCCGAUGGGAGCAUGCCAAGGAGCUAUUGCCAGAGAUGGUCCGAAAGAACUGUCCCCCAAAUGAGGUUACAUUCAAUACAUUCAUCUGUAUCUUGUGCCAGAAAGGAUUGAUUGAGCAAGCUAUCAAGCUUAUUGAACUGAUGCCAGAGUAUGGAUGUUCAGUGGGUAUCGUCACAUACAACGCUCUUGUCCAUGGCUUCUGUGUGCAAGGGCGUGUUGAUAGUGCUCUUGAGUUGUUUAAUAAUCUGCCAUGUGAGCCCAACACCAUUACAUACACUACGUUGUUGACAGGCCUGUGCCAUGCCGAGCGCUUGGAUGCUGCUGCAGAGCUCUUGGCUGAGAUGAUUCAGAAGGACUGCCCUCUAAAUGCAGUGACUUUCAAUGUACUUGUGAGUUUCUUCUGUCAAAAAGGGUUUGUCGAGGAAGCAAUGGAACUUGUGAAUCAAAUGAUGGAGCAUGGGUGCACCCCUAAUCUGAUCACAUUUAACACUUUACUCGAUGGGAUUACCAAGGAUUGCAACUCAGAAGAAGCCCUGGAGCUAUUGCAUGGUUUGGUCAGUAAGGGAGUAUCCCUAGACACAAUAACCUACUCUUCGGUCGUUGAUGUCCUCUCAAGAGAAGACAGAACCGAAGAAGCCAUUCAGAUGUUGCAUGCUGUGCAAGAUAUGGGGAUGAGACCAAAAGUUGGGAUGUAUAACAAGAUACUGUUCGCCCUCUGUAAAAGAUGUGAAACAGAUCAGGCUAUUGAUUUUUUUGCUUAUAUGGUGUCUAACGGUUGCAUGCCUAACGAGUCAACCUACAUUAUACUCAUUGAAGGCCUUGCCCAUGAGGGUCUGUUGAAGGAAGCACGAUAUGUACUGAGUGAGUUGUACGCAAAAGGGGUCUUGAGCAAGAGUUUACUUGAAGACCAGCAGUAAGGUUGUGGUUUACAUUGUGCAUAUGCCUUAUUACUGAAAAGAGUUAGAGAAACAGGACUGUGCAUAUGCCUUGAGUCAUCAGGCUUUGGUGCUUAUUAAAUUCUGUUGAGUCUCCACGGAGAAUAUGCCUCAUUUACAGCAAGGUGGAAUGUGUGUGAUUUCAAGCUACAAUGAUCCAUAAAGAUGGGAUAGGUCUUUGAAGCGUGAAGACCAAGGAAAUCAAAAGGACGGGCUGGAGGAUAACACAAGCAAAUGAGAUAAAAGAAUGUUCAUACUCAUAUCGGCCGAAUAAAAGAUACAGGCCAAAUAAAGUUUCUUAGAAACACUUCUCAGUUUCAGCAGUUUGAGACUAAAUUGUUGAAUUAUUUGACUAUACUUCUCCGUGUUUAUAAACAUUUUGAUUUAUCUUCCAUGAGCAAUGGUAUGUGAAUAGUUGCUUUC